AUGCAAGACCGAGAACGAACCAAGAAGGAUCGUGAUUUGAAACGACAAACGGUCGUCCAAUUGAGGCAAGAGAACAUGAAGCGAAUGAAAGAAGGAAAUGCACCAGUCUUCAAAACUCGCGCUGAUGUGCGCCGGCUACAAGAUGAACGCAAGCGAGAAGAGCGAAUUCGUUUGAAGCGUCACAUUCCCCAACUACCGGGAAUCGUUGAAGACAUUGAAGAGGACAAGUCAACUAAACGAGAAGCUCAGUCACAUUCAAUAUGUAUGAAAAUAUUCAAAAUCAACAAGAAUCUCCGAGAUCCGGAAAAUCGGUGGAUUCUGGGAAUGGCUGAGAACCCCAGUCGGGGACUUGGUGUCCAACGUUGGAAAUGUGCAGCGACACCAAAGAAGAGCAUUCUAAAGGCAAAACAACAGGCAUCUCUGGACAAUAAAGAUGGAAGGGCUCAUUUUGAUGAAAUGAAUAUUAUCGCAACUCAUCAUCCAGCCGACAAGGAUUAUGGACACAUGAAGAUCGACAGCCAAACCACUUACCAUUUUUCGGACGGCGAAGGAGAGCAAAGCGGAGAUGAGGCAGCCAGGGUACGCACAGAACACAAAGAAGGGUUAGCCUGGGGCACGGCCGUUGAUCUCUCUCCUGCCACUGUUCUUGCUGGUUUUGACGAAAGAAAGAGGGUACCUGAAGCUGAUCAGAGUGACGAAGAGCCUUUAGACGAGAGAGGAAAUCAGUAUGGAAACUAC
This is a messenger RNA of Mesorhabditis belari, 738 nucleotides long. The record is from the annotation of a GenBank genome assembly. NCBI's taxonomy places the organism in Eukaryota, Metazoa, Nematoda, Chromadorea, Rhabditida, Rhabditidae.